This is a messenger RNA of Heterocephalus glaber (naked mole-rat), 3410 nucleotides long. It is a transcript of the gene Tars3, whose product is annotated as threonyl-tRNA synthetase 3. Gene Ontology annotation, molecular function: ATP binding; threonine-tRNA ligase activity. Gene Ontology annotation, cellular component: cytoplasm; mitochondrion. The record is from RefSeq and is a predicted model, not a curated record. Lineage: Eukaryota; Metazoa; Chordata; Mammalia; Rodentia; Bathyergidae. Gene Ontology annotation, biological process: threonyl-tRNA aminoacylation.
CGCGCGACGCUGCCGCUGACCCCGCGGGGCGCGGGCGCCUGAGGGCCUCGGGACUAUGGCGGCCGAGGCCGUGGCUUCGCGCCUGGAGCGGCAGGAGGAGGACAUUCGCCAGCUAUGGGCGGAGGUCCAGCGCUUGCGGGACGAGCAGCUGAGCGCGGCCGACCCGUGCCGGGCCGCGGGGCCGAGCCUCACGCGCGAGGUGGCGCAGCUGCGGGCCGAGAACCGCGACCUGCGCCAGCGCCUGGGCCGCCUGCGGCUGAACCUGGCCGAGUCGCUGAGCCGCCGGGCCUGGCUGGGGAGCGCGACGCCGGGGGAGACCGGGCGCGCGGCCGCGGGAGCGCAGCCUCCUCCUGGUCAAGGGCAAGAAAAGGACUCUAAAAAGAAAAAAUUGAAAGAAAAUGGGCUUGACAGUGGGGUGAAACAACCAACUUUCAUGAAAGAAAGAUUGAAACUAUUUGAAACACUGAAGAAAGAUCAGCACUUGCUUUCUGUUUAUGAAGAAAAGGAGAAUACAAGCAAUGUGAUCACAGUGAGCAUGGCUGAUGGGAAAACACUGGAAGGAGAAGUUUGGAAAACAACACCUUAUGAAGUGGCUGCUGAGAUUAGUCAGGAGCUGGCUGAAAACACAGUGAUAGCCAAAGUGAAUGGGGAACUGUGGGACCUGGACCGCCCGCUGGAAGGGGAUUCCACACUCGAGCUACUCAUGUUUGAUAAUGAGGAGGCUCAAGCUGUGUACUGGCACUCCAGUGCUCACAUUCUUGGUGAAGCCAUGGAGCUCUACUACGGAGGCCACCUGUGCUAUGGUCCCCCCAUUGAAAACGGAUUUUACUAUGACAUGUUCAUCGAAGACAGAGCAGUGUCCAGCACCGAGUUGGCAGCCCUGGAAAACAUAUGUAAAAGCAUCAUAAAAGAAAAGCAGCCUUUUGAAAGAUUGGAAGUCAGCAAGGAAACCCUCCUGGAUAUGUUUAAGUACAAUAAGUUUAAAUGCCGCAUUCUGAAGGAGAAGGUCAACACUCCGACUACCACAGUUUACAGGUGCGGUCCACUAAUUGACCUUUGUAAAGGCCCGCAUGUAAGACACACAGGAAAAAUUAAAAGCAUAAAGAUUUUCAAGAAUUCCUCAACAUAUUGGGAGGGCAGUCCUGAAAUGGAAACAUUGCAGAGGAUCUAUGGGAUAUCCUUUCCUAAUAACAAAAUGAUGAAAACCUGGGAAAAGUUCCGAGAGGAAGCCAAGAACCGAGAUCACAGGAAAAUUGGGAAAGAACAGGAGCUUUUCUUUUUCCAUGAUCUGAGUCCUGGAAGUUGUUUUUUUCUUCCUAGAGGAGCCUUCAUUUAUAAUACACUGACGAAUUUCAUACGAGAGGAAUAUCACAAUCAUAACUUCACAGAAGUGCUGUCUCCCAAUAUGUACAACAGUAAACUCUGGGAAACCUCAGGCCACUGGCAGCAUUACAGUGAGAACAUGUUUACCUUUGAUAUUGAAAAGGACACUUUUGCCCUCAAACCCAUGAAUUGUCCAGGACACUGUCUAAUGUUUGCCCAUCGUCCACGAUCUUGGAGGGAGAUGCCUAUUAGAUUUGCUGAUUUUGGAGUUCUUCAUAGAAACGAACUGUCAGGGACUUUAAGUGGCUUAACCCGAGUCAGGCGCUUCCAGCAGGAUGAUGCUCACAUCUUCUGCACGGUGGAGCAGAUUGAAGAAGAAAUAAAGGGGUGCUUGCAGUUUUUGCAGUCUGUUUACUCAACCUUUGGCUUCUCCUUUCAAUUAAACCUGUCAACAAGGCCUGAAAAAUUUCUAGGAGAGAUGGAGAUGUGGGAUGAAGCUGAGAAGCAACUGCAAAAUAGCUUGAUAGAAUUUGGAAAACCAUGGAAAAUGAACCCAGGAGAUGGAGCAUUUUAUGGGCCUAAAAUUGAUAUAAAAAUCAAGGAUGCCAUUGGCAGAUACCAUCAGUGUGCUACAAUUCAGCUGGAUUUUCAGUUGCCUAUUAGAUUUAAUCUCACAUAUGUUAGUAAGGAUGGGGAUGAUAAAAAGAGACCCAUGAUCAUUCACCGAGCCAUACUGGGAUCAGUAGAAAGGAUGAUCGCCAUUCUUUCAGAAAACUAUGGGGGGAAAUGGCCUUUCUGGCUGUCUCCACGUCAGAUAAUGGUCAUCCCUGUGGGGCCAACUUGUGAAGAAUAUGCACUUCAGGUAUCCAAUGAAUUUUUUGAAGAAGGAUUUAUGGCUGAUGUUGAUUUAGAUGACAGUUGUACACUAAAUAAGAAAAUAAGAAAUGCCCAGCUGGCUCAGUAUAAUUUUAUUUUGGUGGUUGGAGAAAAGGAAAAGAUAAAUAAUGCUGUAAAUGUUCGAACAAGAGACAACAAAAUUCAUGGAGAGAUUUCAGUAACUUCUGCCAUUGAUAAAUUGAAGAAUCUCAAGAAAUCACGUACGCUAAAUGCUGAGGAAAGGUUUUGAAGAAAUUUCCUUGUACAUGCUUCUUGUUUUGACCUUUGAAAAAUGUAUUUUUUCUUAAACAGUUAACAUGUUAGUACUUCUGAGAACUUUCUACCCACUGAUGGUUUCACUUAUUAUGGGGUCAGGUGACAAAGGAAAACUGAAUGAGUAGAUAUGUAUAAUGUUUAAUUCAUUAAUGUUUUCUGACAGGGAUAAGAGGAGCAGCUUUGGACAUUUUCCAAUAAUGUCUUCAGUGACCUUGAUGAAAUGUUACUCAUUGAAAGAAGGAAACACUGGGAAAUGAAAAUUAUAAAAAGUUAUUGCUAAGAUUUGUGAAUUUCAAAAAAUACGCUUCAGAGCUGGGGUUGUAGCUAGUGGUAGAGCACUUGCCUUGAACAGAUGAGGCCCUGGGUUCAAUCCCCAGCAUUGCAAAAAUGAAUGAAUAAAUAAGUAAAAAGGGUUCAAAUAAAAGUCUUCAAAGCUGUUUUGAAUAUGGAAAAAAUCUUAUUUUCCAAUAAGAUUAUGUCUCAAGUAUUUUUAUGGCUGUUUAUUACUAAAGUUCACACUGAAACUUUAUUUCCCAAAUUGGAAUCAUUAAUUUGUUUCAACUAAGCAGCAACUGUAAGAAAAAACUAGUACUAAAUAUUGGGCUCCUGACAAAAGACUCUGAACCUUAAGAGAAAUUCAGUCAUGGAAUCUUUUAUUUGCACUGUAGGUUAAAAGUUGCAGUCUUAAUGCUUCUAAUUCAUAAUUCUUACUCAUCUUUAGAGAAAAUAAAUACCCAAAUAAAAUGCAUAAUGGUGUUUCCAGUGUUUCAGUCAUGGCCUUAUAUAUAGUAAGUUAAAUGAUUUUUUUGAUGGGAUGACAGUUUACUGAUAUAUGGACUCAAAUGAUUUCUGAUUUUAACUAAAAAGUAUACCUUACUUGCUCAGAACAUAAUUAAAAUGGCUUUUGGUGAAUAAAGAAUUUAGUUAUCAAUCUA